AUGUAUAAGCUUUUGGCUUUUUUGGCUCUUGUCGUGUCUUCGGCUUCAGGAAUUUCAACACCUUCACCUCCAGUUUCCUCUGAGACGAGCUCUGAAAAUAAGCCACCGGUUGCCAAGUCGCAUCCCUUCCAAGCUGGUCUACCAACGGCUUCUUCUGGACUUUUCUCAUCUGGAUCCUCAUUUGGCCUUCCAACCCAAACGAAAACUUGUAGAAUCCGAACUGUUGGACGCUCUAUCAACAAUGUUUGUCCAAUUGGAUAUACCGUAAUCACCAACGCAAUCCGGACCGAUGUCUAG
Molecule: messenger RNA, 297 nt
Organism: Caenorhabditis briggsae
Lineage: Eukaryota; Metazoa; Nematoda; Chromadorea; Rhabditida; Rhabditidae
Exons: 3
Coding region: 1-297 (98 amino acids)
Source: RefSeq, a predicted model, not a curated record